Messenger RNA from Xiphophorus couchianus (Monterrey platyfish), 413 nucleotides. RefSeq names its product probable pancreatic secretory proteinase inhibitor. The transcript has 4 exons. The coding region runs from base 84 to 323 and encodes 79 amino acids. Gene Ontology annotation, molecular function: protein binding; serine-type endopeptidase inhibitor activity. The record is from RefSeq and is a predicted model, not a curated record. Lineage: Eukaryota; Metazoa; Chordata; Actinopteri; Cyprinodontiformes; Poeciliidae.
CACACACGCCCAUGUAAACACAGUUAAGGAACUUGUAAAGAGAGAAGUAUUUGUCCAGUCUGAGUUAUUCAUCCACCAACAUCAUGGCUGGGAGACUUGUACUGGGGCUUUUGCUCAUCUGUGUCGCAGCAGAUGCUGCAGACAAAUCUGGACUUAUGAGAAAGCCUUCUUGUCCUGCUCUGGAGAAAAUCAUGGCAUGCCCCAUGAACUUUGCCCCUGUGUGCGGCAGCGAUGGAAACACUUAUGCCAAUGAGUGUCUCCUCUGCGUCCAGAGACAAGAAAGCAAGAUGGACAUCUUGAUCGUGAAGGAACAAGGCUGCUGACCUGUACGGCUGAUGAAGUCAACGCCAUAACGCAAGCAGGAAAAUGGCACCCGCUGCUGUCGCUUUGCAAUAAAGUAUCAGAAUUUGUGA